AAGAUCAUGACCUGAGCUGAAGGCAGACACUUAACCAACUUAGCCACCCAGAUGCCCCUAAAUUUGCAAUUUUUGAGAGUUUAAAAAGAUAUGCAGAAGGACAAGGCCAUUCUUAGUAUAUGCACAGAGCCCUAGGCUUCAAAACGUCUGGAUUUAAUGAUACCUGACUCUCUUUCCAGCUCUGAAAUUCUGUCUUGGAACAUAAUUUUACUGUUUUCAGUGAUUACAGAGCUUCAUUUUACAACAUAGCAUUGGCCUUACCCAUGAUUUUGUUUGACGCCAACUUGUUGGGAGAAUUGCAACCUCUCAUUAUCACCUUGUGCUUAGAGGAAAUGUGAUCCGCUUUCAGUGUGCAGGCAUGUGUUUGGGGUGAGAAGCAAGAAGGACGUGUUCAGUUGCAUGGCACCCACUGGGUUCAGAGGGUUCCAAGAAGAACAGGUGCUAGAGGCUGGGGUGCUUGUAGUGAACCCUGAAGCCUGGGUUGCCACCCAGGCGUCCCUCUCCUUGGUUUCUAUUAUCCUGAACAGUCUCUCCCACCCACCCCAUUUAUUUCCAUGUCAUGAAUGUGCCAGAGAGACUGGGGCCAUUUGUUCUGCUAAAUGUCCAUCAUUCCUUGUGGUGGUGGCUAACUUAUUCCUUUAUCAUCUGUAUUUCCUAUAAACGAGUAAUUAAAUUUAGAGGCUCAUUUAAUUCAGUUUCACUAUUUUAGGAAGAGCCCUUCACAGGCAGCAUUGUGUAUUUCCUGUUUCAUAUGUAAUAGUGGUGUUUAUUGGGUGCUUUCUGUGUGGCAGGCAUUGUGAUACUUUACAAACAUAAGGCUUUGAAGGAGUAGCUUAGUAUUUACUUCAUAACGAUAAACUUAACUCUUAAUCCAACUAGAAUAGAGGGAGCCAGGGAUAUAUGGACUCCAAAGAAUUGCAGCAAGUGAGAACCCAAAGAUCACAGAACUCUGAGAGCUGGGGGUGCUUCUGCAGGGACAAAAGGAAUGGUGUAGAUCAGAUCAAACACAAAACCAAAUUUAUCGGAAUGGCCUAGAGUCUUGCUGGUCUUGUCAUUCCUGGACACAAAACACCGUGGCUUUCACAAUAUCCGUGCUGUCUCUCUCCUCGCCAAAGAGCCCACGCUUGCCAUCCAACCUAUCCAUCUUAACCACGCAGAUGACAAACUGGGAGCCAUUUCAGUGGGGUCCAGCAUUUGCCAUGGACAAGAUGUCGGGACCCAGAGUCUUCAAAAUGAAGUUCUCAUCAGCGAAGUUCUCCCUGCUAAUUGGAUUUGCCACUGGUGCCACGAUGUGUGAAUUCAUCACCCCAACACAUAAAUGCAGGCAUAAGUCUGGGAAAGCAGGAACCAAAUCUAAGCAGAAAGCUUCAGGUAUCUUCCCAGGGCCUAGAGAACCAAAGUUUUCUGCUUUGGAAUAUUGUCUGCAAAUAGCUUGAUGAAGACAUGGCCCAAGACGCCUAUUAGUGGUCAUACCUGCGCAUGAGCAUGCCAUUGGCUCAACAAGUCUGCAGAGGCCAGUAUGAGUUUUUCAACAGCCUUGCGAGGCAAAUACUGUUCUAAUUCUGAUCUUAUAGAUGGUGAAACCAGGCCUGGUGCUCUCUUUUCUGCUGUGAUGCUUGUCUGUAGGGAUGGGGGAGUUCUGACAGUGAGGGAACAAGGGGGCCCUGAACCCUCAGUAGAAGAAGUGCUAUGUGUUGUGUGUUUUGUGCUCCUGGCCAACACCCUCUGCUCUUGCCUUUUCUCCCUCUCCUGGUUGACUCAGCACUGGCCCCAGCUGGUCCUCAGAAAAAAAGAGGAUCACCUGUCUUGAAACAGGAAGGAGGAAGCCACACCUCUCCUCCACUUCUCGGGAGCCAAAAAAAAAAGUAGGCUCAACUCCCUCAGUGAACAGAGAAUCCAUGUUAAAACCACAACGAGACACCUGCACGUGUAUCAGGAUAGAUAAUGUGAAAUGGAUGGACAAUAUAGAGGGUUGGUGAGGAUCUGAACAACUAGAACCCUCGAGCAUUGCUGGUGGGGGUGUAAGCUAGUACCACCACUCAGGAUAACCAUUUGUCCGUGACUGGGGCAAAACAUAUGCCUGCCCUAUGACCCAGCAAAUCUACGCUUGUACACGACUAUUUGUAGCGGCACUACUCAUGGCAGCCCAAACAGGAAACUAACCCAAAUGCCCAUCAACAGGUAUCCAAUGGAUAAAUAGUCAUGCAAUGAGAUACUACACAGCUUUUAAAGGAAUGGACCGCUGAUACACACGUGAUACACACAAUCUGAGAAGCCUGGCACAAACAGACCAUCUGUCCCUGGUCCCAAGAGGACCUGUCUUCCUGGAUGGCAGGGUGGACUAUCUAUACACUAGUCCCAUGGCCCUGACCUGCUGACCUCUCCCUCUUGGCUGAUUUCUUCAUGUUAGUUCAACAUUAACCCAGAGUGGUCAGGACAAGUCCUCAGAGUCCCAGGAGCUGACACACUAUGGCGCACAUCCGAGGCCUCUGGGUACCUGGCUGCCUGGCCCUAGCUGUCCUGUGUAGUCUUGUGCCCAGCCAGCAUGUGUUCCUGGCCCCUCAGCAAGCGCUCUCGGUGCUCCAGCGGGUCCGACGCGCCAACAGUGGCUUUCUGGAGGAGUUGCGCAAGGGGAACCUGGAGCGGGAGUGUGUGGAGGAGCAGUGCAGCUACGAGGAGGCCUUUGAGGCCCUGGAAUCUUCCAUCGCCACGGAAGUAUUCUGGACCAAGUACACAGCUUGUGAGUCGGUGAGGAAACCUCGAGAAAAGCUCAUUGAAUGUCUGGAAGGUAGCUGCGCUGAAGGUCUGGGCAUGAACUACCGAGGGAACGUGAACUUCACCCGGUCAGGCAUCGAGUGCCAGCUCUGGGGGAGUCGCUACCCACACAAGCCUGAAAUCAACUCUACCACCCACCCUGGGGCUGACCUGCAGGAGAAUUUCUGCCGUAACCCGGAUGGCAGCACCACUGGGCCCUGGUGCUAUACUACAGACCCCACCGUGCGGAAGGAGGAGUGCAGCAUCCCUGUGUGCGGUGAGGGGGGCGUCACUGUGCAGCUGACCCCACGAACCAGCGGCUCUAUGGUGAAUCUGUCACCUGCAUCGGAGCAAUGCCUCCCUGAGCGUGGCCGGUACUACCAGGGUCGCCAGGCGGUGACUGCACAUGGGUCCCCCUGCCUGGCCUGGGCCAGCAGUCAGGUCAAGGCCCUGAGCAAGGAACAGGACUUCAACCCUGAGGUGCCGCUGGUGGAGAACUUCUGCCGCAACCCGGACGGGGACGAGGAGGGCGCGUGGUGUUACGUGUCGGAGGACCCCGGUGGCUUCGAGUACUGCGACCUGGACUACUGCGAGGAGCCGGUGGAGGAGGUGGGCGACGGGCUGGCCGAGGACCCGGACGCGCCCAUCGAGGGACGCACCGGCGAAGAGGAGUUCCAACCCUUCUUCAACGAGAAGACCUUUGGCGCCGGGGAGGCAGACUGUGGGCUGCGGCCUCUGUUCGAGAAGAGGUCGGUGAAGGACAAAACGGAACACGAGCUUCUGGAUUCCUACAUCGACGGGCGCAUCGUGGACGGUUGGGACGCGGAGAUUGGGCUCGCGCCCUGGCAGGUGAUGCUAUUCCGGAAGAGUCCCCAGGAGCUGCUGUGUGGGGCCAGCCUCAUCAGUGACCGCUGGGUCCUCACGGCUGCCCACUGUCUCCUGUACCCACCUUGGGACAAGAACUUCACCGAGAAUGACCUUCUGGUGCGCAUUGGCAAGCACUCCCGCACCAGGUAUGAGCGGAGCAUCGAGAGGAUCUCCAUGCUGGAGAAGAUCUCCAUCCACCCCAGGUACAACUGGAGGGAGAACCUGGACCGGGACGUGGCUUUGCUGAGGCUCAAGAAGCCCGUCACCUUCAGCAACUACAUCCACCCCGUGUGCCUGCCUGACAAGGACACCGCAGUCAGACUGCUCCGCGCCGGAUACAAAGGGCGGGUGACUGGCUGGGGCAACUUGAAGGAGAUGUGGAUGUCCAGCGUUGCCGAGGUGCAGCCCAGCGUCCUGCAGGUGGUGAACCUGCCCAUUGUGGAGCGGCCGGUGUGCAAGGCCUCCACUCGGAUCCGCAUCACCGACAACAUGUUUUGUGCUGGCUUCAAGCCCAGUGAAAGGAAACGAGGGGAUGCCUGUGAAGGCGACAGUGGGGGGCCCUUUGUCAUGAAGAGCCCCUUUAACAACCGCUGGUAUCAAAUGGGCAUCGUGUCAUGGGGUGAAGGCUGUGACAGGGAUGGAAAAUAUGGCUUCUACACACACGUGUUCCGCCUGAAGAAGUGGAUACAGAAGGUCAUUGAUCAGUCUGGAAGUUAGCGGGCUGCUCACAUUCUAGGCUCCUCACUGCAAAAUCACAGAAACCAAUCCAGCAGAAUUAUUUUUGUGGUUUGUUCUUAAAACUAUAUAGUUCUCAAUAAAAGUGCCGGUCAACAAGC
Molecule: messenger RNA, 4457 nt
Organism: Callorhinus ursinus (northern fur seal)
Lineage: Eukaryota; Metazoa; Chordata; Mammalia; Carnivora; Otariidae
Source: RefSeq, a predicted model, not a curated record